AAACAUAGCAAAUCAUGAAAGAUUUAUAUUAAACAGAAUCAAACUUAGAUAAACAUUAGUAAAUCCCAAUUCAUAUCCAGCGAAUCUCACCGUUUAAUUCUUCCUGAUUUUCUCUUUAAAUUCCCUCUGCUUUCCCUCUCUCUCUCAAUUCAAUCUGCCCCCUCUGUUCUUGCUCUUCCGUGCACGUCAUCUUUGAUAUCUAUCCAAACCAUGGUGAGCUCCGAUCAGACCAUUUUGGUGACCGGCGGGGCUGGCUUCAUCGGCACUCACACCGUCGUUCAGCUCCUCAAAAGUGGAUUUAAGGUCUCUAUCAUCGAUAAUCUGGACAAUUCCGUUAUAGAAGCCGUGGAUCGAGUUCGGGAACUUGUGGGGCCUCAACUUUCUGAUAGACUUGAAUUCACCAAGCUUGAUCUCAGAAACAAGCAAGACUUGGACAAUCUGUUCUCUAAAACAAAAUUUGAUGCUGUUAUUCACUUCGCGGGUCUAAAAGCUGUUGGCGAGAGUGUUGCCAAUCCCCGCCGAUAUUUUGAUUUUAAUUUGAUUGGAACCAUCAAUCUCUAUGAAGUUAUGGCAAAAUAUAACUGCAAAAAGAUGGUCUUUUCAUCAUCCGCAACAGUUUACGGCCAACCUGAAAAGAUACCAUGUGUAGAGGAUUUCAAUUUACAGGCAAUGAAUCCUUAUGGACGAACUAAGCUUUUCCUUGAAGAAAUCGCUCGAGACAUUCAGAAGGCUGAGCCAGAAUGGAGGAUUAUUUUGCUCAGAUAUUUCAAUCCUGUAGGGGCACAUGAAAGUGGUAAACUUGGUGAAGAUCCUAGGGGCAUCCCCAAUAACCUCAUGCCUUACAUUCAGCAAGUAGCCGUGGGGAGAUUGCCGGAACUUAAUGUUUAUGGCCAUGAUUAUCCCACAAAGGAUGGAUCAGCAGUUCGAGACUACAUUCAUGUAAUGGACUUGGCAGAUGGUCACGUUGCUGCUUUGCGAAAGCUUCUCACUACUGAGCAUAUCGGUUGUACAGCUUAUAACUUGGGAACUGGCCAAGGUACAUCAGUACUCGAAAUGGUUGCUGCAUUUGAAAAGGCCUCUGGCAAGAAAAUUCCCUUGAAACUGUGUCCAAGGAGGCCUGGAGAUGCCACUGCUGUUUACGCAUCCACAGAGAAGGCCGAGAGAGAACUUGGCUGGAAGGCAAAAUACGGUGUAGAGGAGAUGUGCAGGGAUCAAUGGAACUGGGCCAGAAACAAUCCAUGGGGCUACCAGGGGAAGGCUUGAUGGAAUUCUCUAAACUCCUUUAAAAUUCCUGCCCUCUUUUCGCUGUCUAUAUGCACUAUGUACUUUUAUUUUCUUUUUCUUUUUUAUAAAAAAAAGGUUGUUUCUUUCCAUGAUGUUAAUUCAAAUGAUUUGAAGUUGAACUAUGACAUGAUAAGAACAACUUGCUUUUGAAGAUUGACAAUGAUAAGGAUCGGUCAAUCAUUACCCUUCGAAA
Neltuma alba is the source of this 1477-nucleotide messenger RNA. Its product is annotated as bifunctional UDP-glucose 4-epimerase and UDP-xylose 4-epimerase 1. NCBI's taxonomy places the organism in Eukaryota, Viridiplantae, Streptophyta, Magnoliopsida, Fabales, Fabaceae. The record is from RefSeq and is a predicted model, not a curated record. The coding region runs from base 211 to 1263 and encodes 350 amino acids. Gene Ontology annotation, biological process: galactose metabolic process. Gene Ontology annotation, molecular function: UDP-glucose 4-epimerase activity. Gene Ontology annotation, cellular component: cytosol. The transcript is spliced from 8 exons.